Messenger RNA from Pichia kudriavzevii, 753 nucleotides. RefSeq lists its product as uncharacterized. Bases 1 to 753 code for a protein of 250 amino acids. Lineage: Eukaryota; Fungi; Ascomycota; Pichiomycetes; Pichiales; Pichiaceae. Gene Ontology annotation, cellular component: cytosol; proteasome core complex, alpha-subunit complex; proteasome core complex. Gene Ontology annotation, biological process: ubiquitin-dependent protein catabolic process. The transcript has a single exon. The record is from RefSeq and is a predicted model, not a curated record.
AUGUCCAGAAGAUACGAUUCUAGAACGACCAUUUUCUCUCCAGAGGGGAGACUCUAUCAAGUCGAAUACGCCCUUGAGGCCAUCAACCAUGCGGGAACAGCAGUCGCCAUCAAAUGCAAUGAAGGGAUUGUCUUGAUUGCAGAGAAAAAAGUGACUUCGAAAUUGUUGGAGCAAGAUUCUGCCAGUGAAAAAAUCUACCUUUUGAACAACCAAACCCUCUGUGGUGUUGCGGGAAUGACAGCCGAUGCCGGAAUCUUGAUUCAGUACAUCAGAGAGGCGUCGCAGGAGUACUUGAAGAUCUACAACAAAGAACCGAAUUUGGAACAUAUUGUCAAAAAAAUAUGUAACUUGAAGCAGGGCUAUACCCAGUUUGGUGGAUUGAGACCGUUUGGUGUGUCCUUCAUCUUUGCUGGGCACGAUGACCGCCAUGGGUUCCAAUUGUACACCUCCAACCCUAGUGGUAACUAUUCCGGAUGGAAGGCGACGUCCAUUGGCUCCAACAACGCCAGUGCUCAAACCAUUCUCAAGCAGGAAUACAAUGACGAUUUGGAUCUUGAAGGUGCAAAGAAAUUGGCAAUCAAGGUCAUGGCUAAGACAACAGACUCUACAAAGCUAACCAGCGAAAAGAUCGAAUUUGCUACAGUGUCUAUGGACCCAAAGACAAACACUCCUCUUCUGAACAUCUGGCACGCUGAAGAUGUCCAACGUCUACUCGAUGAGACCGACACUGGCGUCAAGGAGGACGAGGAAUAG